Acanthocheilonema viteae is the source of this 1950-nucleotide messenger RNA. The record is from the annotation of a GenBank genome assembly. Lineage: Eukaryota; Metazoa; Nematoda; Chromadorea; Rhabditida; Onchocercidae.
AUGAAUAUAUUUUCGAAUUUCCCAUUUCCACCAUCACAAUCAUCAUCAUCCUCCGCUCUUGACAGUAACAAUUUUGUCACAAUCGAAAAUGGUCAACAACAAAUGGAAAUAUCAGCCAAUACACAGUCAACAAGUAUGAUGACAUCAAUUAAUAAUGAUAAUUGUUCGGAACAAAAAAUACCACCACCACCAUUACCGCCACCACCACCGCCACCACCGCCACCACCAUCAUCGUCAUCGUCAUCAUCAUCAUCAUCAUCAUCCUUAUCAUUAUCAUCGUUAUCAAAACCUGUUCCGUCAUCAUCAUCAUCAUUAUCAUCAUUAUCAACAACAAAACCAUCAACAAUAACAACAACAACAACAACAACAACAACAACAACAACAACAGCAACAGCAGCAUCAAAUGGACAACAGAAAUUAUUGACCCAACGACGAAAUGAUACAAAGAUCGAUGAUCAACGACAUCGGAAAUACUCACUUCAAACGACUUCACAAAAUAAUUGGCCCGGUGAAAAUGAUUGGAUGGAAAAUGAGAAGCAUGCAUCGAACAAAGAAACUACAAUGAAAAAUGGACAUAGUGAGGAAAAUAGCACGGAAGGAGAACCAAUUUGGGUUAUGAGAGAUUCUUAUUUGAAGAGGGUUCAAAGGAAAGAAAAUCAAAAUAAUGAACAAAUUAUGGAAAUGAACAAAAGCUCUGAAAAAGAACCAAUUUCGGAUGAAGCAAUAAAUGAAACCGAAAGUUUGCUAUCAAAGGAUGAACAAGGUGGUGAUGAUGGAAUUAGAACAAAGAAAGGCUCUAAGAAGGAAGUUAUAGUACAUGAGCCAGCGGUACUCAUUGAAGGUGUGCUAUUUCGAGCCAGAUAUUUGGGCUCAACACAGCUAAUUUGUGAGGGAAGACCGACGAAGGCAAGCCGUAUGAUGCAAGCGCAGGAAGCGGUAGCUCGAGUUAAGGCACCAGCAGGUGAAAUUCAACCAAGUACAGAUAUCGAUUUAUUCAUAUCAACAGAGAAAAUUAUGGUAUUGAAUACUGAUCUUCAGCGGAUAUCAGAUACAGAUGUUCGACAGGAUAUAUUAAUGGAUCAUGCAUUACGAACGAUAUCAUAUAUUGCGGAUAUCGGUGAUUUGGUUGUUUUGAUGGCACGGCGGAUGUCACAAUCGUCUAAAGAGGACAUUUCUGUAAAUACACCUCGGGUGAUAUGUCAUGUUUUUGAAUCCGAUGAGGCAUCAUUUAUUGCCCAAUCGAUUGGACAAGCCUUCCAGGUUGCCUAUGUCGAAUUUCUUCGUGCCAACGGUAUCGAUGACCCAUCAUAUUUGCGUGAAAUUGAUUAUCAGGAAGUGUUAAGUUCACAAGAAUUAAUGGGUGAUGAAUUGGAGAUGUUUGCUAAGAAGGAAACUCAAAAAGAUGUUGUUGUACCGAAAAAAGCUGGUGAACCGCUCGGUGUUGUAGUUGUUGAAUCCGGUUGGGGUUCCAUGUUACCAACGGUUGUUAUUGCUAAUUUACAACCAAAUGGUGCUGCUUGUCGUUGUAAUCAUUUAAAUAUUGGUGAUCAGAUAAUUGCAAUUAAUGGCAUAUCAUUAGUAGGUCUUCCUUUAGCUUCCGCGCAACAAAAUAUUAAGGCAACAAAAAAUUCCACAGCUGUAAAAUUAACAGUUGUUUCGACGCCACCAGUUGUUGAAGUUAGAAUUCGACGUCCUGAUACCAAAUAUCAACUUGGUUUUAGUGUACAAAAUGGAGUGAUUUGCAGUUUAUUACGCGGUGGUAUAGCGGAACGUGGUGGAAUUCGUGUUGGUCAUCGAAUUAUUGAAAUUAAUUCACAAAGUGUUGUUGCAGUACCACAUGAACGAAUUGUUAAUAUGUUAGCAUCAGCAAUUGGUGAGAUUCAUAUGAAAACAAUGCCCACAUCAAUGUUUCGUCUGCUCACCGGCCAAGAAGUGCCAAAUUAUAUUUAA